UGAUUGUUAUGAUUUCUUGCUGGUGCUGGUGAUGGUAUAAGGUUUGUUUACAAGCUCUCUGAGCCUGUCAUUAUUGGUGAGGCUUCUUACCAAUAUAGUACUACUAAUAUCUAACAUCACAUUUUACGACUGCUCGAUGAUGCACAUGAGAUUGUGGCUGUAGCUGUGAGGUACCCGUUGUAGAUCGGUUGUCGCUGAUAGCUAUAGAAGCUGAUGCUGGUUUUUGAUGAAUGGUUUUAGUAGCUGUGUUGCAGUUGGUUGCUGUUACCUGUUUCUUGUGUUCCAUUGCAGUCUGAUUCCAUAUUUCGCAGUCUAAAGUUCUCUAAGCAAGGGAUUUCCAUUCCUGUAAUUGAGUUGAAUUUCGUCUCCACCUCCAAUUCUAUGCUAAAAUGAUUGCCCUUGUGCGCAGGAAUUCAUCACUCCAUCUCUUCCUCCGCACUCCGCCGCUGCGAGAAAUUUCCACCUCCGCCGCCGCGGUUUACGAUGUCUUGGUAAACAAGCACGAUUUCUCUCCCGAAAUCGCCGCAUCAGUCUCCUCCAAGCUGAGCCGAUUCAGAAGCCCCGAGAGAGCCGAUUCGAUCCUCACAUUCCUCAAACAAAACUCCUUCUCCACCACUCAGCUGCAGCGCCUCGUGAGAUCCGAUCCCCGCAUCCUCACCGCCAGCGCCGAGGCCGCCGUCAAGCUCAAAAUCAGCAUCUUCAGAGACUUCGGCUUUCCCCCCGAGGAAACCGCGAAGAUAAUGUCGAGCAAUAACGCAAUUAUUCACUCAAGCGCGGAGAAGAAGAUAAUCCCUCAGCUCUCCACGCUGAAGGCCUUGCUAGGAUCCAAUUCGGAAGUCGUGGAUCUCGUGAAGCGAUCCGUGUGGCACAUGACUGUUGAUUUGGAGAAGCUCUUCAUCCCAAAUGUCGAUUUCUUGAAGAAUUGCGGUGUAAAAAUGGAAGGAAUUCGCAUCUUGCUUCGGCAUUUCCCUCGGUGCCUCUUGCUGAAGCCCGAAUUGAUGAGGGAGGCGGUGGAGAAGGCGAGGGAAAUGGGGGUGGAUGAAAACACCAAGACGUUUGUGUAUGCUGUUCGCGCCAUUGCCUCGUUUAGGAAGGAGAGCUGGGAGGCGAAGAUUCAGGGGUUCCGGGAUUUGGGGGUGUCGGAUAGUGAGGUGGUGGAGAUAUUCAGGAGGUCGCCGUUGGUGAUCUGCACCUCGUUGGAGAAGUGCAGGGAGAUCAAGAGGCUUCUGCUUGGCACCGGGAGGUUUGAGACGGCCGAUCUGAUCAGUGAUCCUCCGACGUUCCUGUGCAGCGUUGAGAGGAGGUAUAAGCCGCGGCUGGAGGUUUUGGAGGUGUUGGAGAGUAAGGGACUUAUUAAGAGAUGGCCUAAGCUCUCGUUGAUUUGUAGGUGGACAGAUGAGAGGUUUUUCGGGGCGUUUGUUAGGCCUUAUGCAGAUCAGCUUGGUGAAGGGUUUGUUGAAAAGUAUUUUGCUUCAAGAGAGAAGCAAUGAGUGAUUGUUGAACAUUUUUGUAGAAUGUUGGAUAGUGAAAUGGUGAGGAAGUUUUCAAGCCAAGAAUCAGAAUUUAGACAAAUUGGGAUCUGGAAUUAGGCAUUAGUUAUUGGAUUGAUUCAAAAAUGACAAGAAAUUGGUCACAUUUAUCAUUUGACAUUUUUUUCAGAAUGUUGGAUUGGGAAAUAGUGAGGAAGUUUUCAUAGCCUGGUCUGUUGUUGGUGUUAUUAUAAGAUUUCUUGUAUGGAAAACUCAUUUUUAAGCCAAGAAUCAGAAUUUAGU
This is a messenger RNA of Salvia hispanica, 1772 nucleotides long. Lineage: Eukaryota; Viridiplantae; Streptophyta; Magnoliopsida; Lamiales; Lamiaceae. The record is from RefSeq and is a predicted model, not a curated record.